AUCGUUUUAGCGAAUUCUCAAAAAUGUCCCAACCUAACGAUAAUACCAAAACGAUACCCAACCUAUCACAAAAAUAUCAUCCGUGUCCUAUUAAAAUUUUCCGACAAUCGGAAAAUGACGUGGAUAGCCGGAGUUACGACGUGGCAUGCCUAUGUGGACCGAAAAGAAAAAAUGAAAGAACUAAAAUAUACAUAAUUUAAAAUGCCAUCAUUUAAAAUUAGUAAAAGAAAAAAGAAAAAAAAUUAAAACACAAUUUAUGCCUUUCUUCUCAUUAUCUACCCCUCGCUCUCUCUGUGUGUUGUCCGCCGAUCGCCGUCACCACCGCCUCCACCUCCUCCGGUCUCCUGUGGCCACGGCCUCGCCGCCUCGAACCUCUCCGUCCAAGCAGUGCAACCUGCAAGCGGCAAACAGGUAGCACAACAGCAUUGCGUAGGCUCGCACACCCCGUCUCCUCCGCCCUCAACGGGUAAUUGAAACGAGACCUAUCAAAAAUCGGGAGAGAUUCAACUUCAAAAAUCGGGAUCUCGUCGUCUAAUACUCAAAUUUUACUGAUUGAAGGCCAGCACCGUAGGAAGGCGGCGAUGAGGUGGGGUCGUCGACACUGUAAAAUUGAGAAUCGAGAUCUCCCUUCCCAGUUGCCUCAACGGCGGAGCCUACAUCCGCGACAACCCAAACCUUCAAUUCAUCACAAAGGGCCCCAACCAUUUCUUCGAGGUAAUAUAAUAACCCUCGGCCGCCCUGAUUUCGGAGCUUCCAUGCCAUUCUCGAGGAUGACAGUGCACCCAAAAGUCGAUGGAGUCACUGGAGAAGCCUUCGCCUAUGAAUACGACGAUUGUGGUGAACUCGUGGUCAAUUUUGAGUGGGAAAUCGCCGGUGGGGGUUGAUUGGGAGAAGGUGGCACAGGUAGGAUGAAGACAGUUGGCGACGAAUGCGGUGGAUAUGCCAUGUUGAGCAGAGAUGACACAGAAAUAUAAAAUGGUUUUUUAAGCUAGAAAUAUAAUUCCACAUAGGCAUGCCACGUCGUAACUCCGGCUAUCCACGUCAUUUUUCGAUUGUCGGAAAAUUUUAAUAGGACACGGAUGAUAUUUUUGUGAUAGGUUGGGUAUCGUUUUGGUAUUAUCGUUAGGUUGGGACAUUUUUGAGAAUUCACUAAAAUGAUGGGACAGAAAGUGACCUUUACCCUAAAUUUUAACAGCAUUGACUACUAUAUGAUAUGUGUUAACUGAUAAAAUAUCAGAUUAAAACUAAAUGGUUUGGUGGGAAAAUUAUAUUUUUCUUUCCCAUCGCCUGAAACUGCACAGAUUAUGCGCAACACUUUUUAAACUAGAAUAUCUCACUAUUGAUAAAAGACUAAAAGGUGAAUCUAGUUGGGGAGUAUUUAUAACUCCUUGAGGUAUCUUAAAAGAUUAGUUAUGCAUCCAUAUGUACUUGUUGUGAGCCUGAAUGAUUUUUCAAAGAUGCACCCUGUGCAGUAGCUUUAAGUCAAAGUUUUAACUAGGUUUCUCAACUUGUACAUGAAUCGCUUACAUGUUCAUAUGCGUAAUUGUUAAAGUGUUAUUUGCUAUCGACUAGGACAAUAAGCAUGCUAUGUUUAACGUAUUAGUCGGCGAAAGCAUGCUAUGUUUAACGUACCAUAAGUGGUUAUGUGAUAGUAUGUGUUUAUGUUUAUAAAUUCUAAAUGUGGAUUUCAUGUUACACCUUUAAACUAGUUGUGUUCGUUUGGGUUGAGAGUUGGUGUGAUGAUGAGUUGAUCAACAAGGCUAGUAUUUCCUCAACCCGUUGUGUGCAAAUGCUUUAGGUAGGUUUAGGGUUGUUUUAGAUCUUUGUUUUAGGUUUUAGGACUACCGAGGAUAUUCCUUUUUCGUGACUGCACCUGCCACUAGUUAGUAAAUUCGUAAUAACUUCUUCUUCAUUCAUCGGAAUCGAGCACCGCUUUUUCUGGAUGAAACUAGACUCGAUUGUCUUUCUAAUAGUACCAAUUACAUUCUUUAGUUCAAACUAGAGAAGAACAGACCCUCGUAUAGGGUUUGAUUCAACUAGAAAACACUCUUAGUCUAAAAAAAAAGAAACAAUCCUGAGCAUUGAUUUCGUAUAAUCCGAUGGUUCUGAAAUUUUCGGAGCUAUAAUUUUUUUAAAUAGAGAAAACCCAGAAAAUUAUAAUUACUCGAUGUAGGUAUAAAUUAGUCAAAUUCAUCAAAUUCUGAAUUCAGAAUCCUAAUCAAAUCCCGAAUUUCGCUCUCUUACCUUGUAGAUGUUGAUCCUCGGAUAUUUCAACGAAUUUGUUCGUCCAGUUUGUUCAGAGGAUAUUGAUUGAAGAAAUACACGAUGGAUCGGCAAAAAGAUAAAGAUGCUGUUACAAACAAUUUCCUUUUGCCGGACAGGAAGCGGACAAAGAUUACAUGUCCGGACAUUUCUUUCAGCGAUAAAGGAAAGUCGAAAGUUCCUAUGUUUUCUGUUGUGCAUGGUUCAUCAUCUGCAGGUGUGAUGAGGAGCACUAAAAAUGACAACUUCGAUGCAGUUCCAAGGAAAUAUUCAAAUAAUGUUGUGGACUUAACAACUCCACAUGUCAUUCAAAUAUCUGGAGAUCGAUUUACACAAGAGGUGACGAAGGUUUAUUCCCGCAGACGACAAAAGGGUCCAACUUUAAAUACGAGGACAACUCCAGCAUCAUUCCACGAUGCAUUACUAAAGUUGAACAAUGCACAAAUAUCUGCUGGUAGAGAAAUUGGUUUUGGUAGAAUUCUAGAAUUGAAAGUAAAAGAUUUACCAUUGAGGCUGGCAUAUUGGGUGCAUAACAAGUUCAAUGCUGAUACCUGUGAGCUCGAAGUUGAUGCAAGAAGACGUUUUGCAGUCACACCUGUUGAUGUGUACAGGGUUUUUGGAUUCCCAAGUGGUGAUAAGUCUAUCGAGAUAUUUGAGAGACAGUCAAAUAGUGAUCUAUUCGAGCAGUGGGUUUCAAUUUUUGGAGUGGAUAGCAGAGACAAGAUUAAGAUAGGAGUGGUGAUAAAAGAAAUGCUUGAUUGUAAGUGUGGUGGAUCUUGGUUUAAACGCCAUUUUAUGAUUGCUAUGAGUUUUUCACUGUUCGAGAGUUACGCCAAUGGUACAGUACAUCCUUUCAUUUUAGGAUGUCUUGCAGACUUACGUGACUUGACUAGAUGGAAUUGGGCAUAGUACAUAAUAAGAAGCCUGAAACAUCAUUCAGAAUAAAGUAUAUGCCGGUCCUGCUCUGUUUCUAAUUUUAUUAUAUGUCGAUCGGUUCCGUAUUCCUGGGCCAACGGCGAAGAGAGAUUUCCCUAUCUUUAUUAAUUGGUCAAGCGAUGAUCUAAGGAAGAGGCAACACAUGGAAUUGGACGAACCAUACAUUGGAGCAGGCACCGUUCUUGGUCCAAUACAGCUGCCUAGUCUACGGGCAGAAGAAUUAGUUGAAUAUGAUAUGUCGGAUGAGGAGAUAAAUUUCACAGCCAAGGUGAUUACAGAAGCUAAUGAGAUUGCUGAGCGAAUGCAGAAUCUGAUUUUUAUUGUUGAUUCUGCACCGAUUUCUACAAAGAGAUCACCGUUUUUUCGGAAUGUCGUCAAUGACGCUUGCAAAAUAACAGGGAUGACUAUUGACAUUCCAAAGAGCAAUCUUCCAUCUGACAUAAUAGAGAUUGAAGAUGAUCUUGUUGAGUAUCCGGAGAAUUUCCUAAAUUGGGUUGACGCAACAUCUGCUGAACUGUGCUCCGAAAAUAGGAGAGACAUAUCUCGAGAUCUUGAUAUUCCAAGAUUUGACAUAACGUUGGCGGAUGAUGAUCCUGUUAAUAUUAAUGAGACGGAUCGAGGGAAAAAGCAGGCGGUAACUCUCAAUUAUUAAUAUGUAUAUUUAUCUACAGAAUGCUUUCCUUACAGAUCGUUAUUUUAACAAGAUUUAUUGUACAACAAAUCAUACAGGGGAUUGAGUCUCCUAUCAUGGGUCUAGUUAGUCUGCAAAAAAAUCCAACCAACCCUAGGAAGGAUAUCUGUCAGGCUGGUGAACGUGUUCCACUGAUGAGGUGUCUCUUUAAAUAGUUUUAAUGCAGAACGAAAUAGACGUGGUGCACGUCCCAUCAUUUCCGCAAAUUUGUCAAGAACCCAAGCAUAUGAAUCCAUGUCCUCACGGAAUAUUAACGCGGCACCAAAUGAAAUACACUUUCCAUGGUUAUCUCUUCCCGUGAAUGGAGUGAAAAUCUGUUUGUACCUGUUGGGGGCAUAUUAUGACAGAUAUAACUAAGAAUUAUAAUGAACGAAAAACAAGCAGUACGUAAUAAUCAAGUCACGCAUGUGUUAAUCUGCUGAACAACUAGUAUACAUGUUAUGAACUUUGGGUUGAUAUAG
Salvia miltiorrhiza (redroot sage) is the source of this 4350-nucleotide messenger RNA. RefSeq lists its product as uncharacterized. The record is from RefSeq and is a predicted model, not a curated record. NCBI's taxonomy places the organism in Eukaryota, Viridiplantae, Streptophyta, Magnoliopsida, Lamiales, Lamiaceae. Bases 2326 to 3171 code for a protein of 281 amino acids. The transcript has 8 exons.